This is a messenger RNA of Melospiza georgiana, 1148 nucleotides long. RefSeq names its product fibroblast growth factor 3 (gene FGF3). Gene Ontology annotation, molecular function: fibroblast growth factor receptor binding; growth factor activity. The coding region runs from base 1 to 687 and encodes 228 amino acids. NCBI's taxonomy places the organism in Eukaryota, Metazoa, Chordata, Aves, Passeriformes, Passerellidae. The record is from RefSeq and is a predicted model, not a curated record. Gene Ontology annotation, cellular component: cytoplasm. The transcript has 3 exons. Gene Ontology annotation, biological process: regulation of cell migration; positive regulation of cell population proliferation; positive regulation of gene expression.
AUGGUUAUAACCUGGAUCCUGUUCCUGGCCCUGCUGCAGGAGCCGCGCUGCCCGGGCCGGGCCGCGGCCGUGCCCGAGAGCUCCGGAGCCGCGCCCCGGCCGCGCAGGGAUGCGGGGGGACGCGGCGGCGUCUACGAGCACCUCGGGGGAGCGCCCCGCCGCAGGAAGCUCUACUGUGCCACCAGGUACCACCUGCAGAUCCACCCCAGCGGCAGGAUCAACGGCACCCUGGACAAGAACAGCGCCUUCAGUAUUCUGGAGAUAACUGCUGUGGAUGUUGGAAUCGUUGCCAUCAAGGGCCUGUUCUCUGGCAGAUACCUGGCCAUGAACAAGAGGGGCAGACUUUAUGCAUCAGAGAGCUACAACGCCGAGUGUGAGUUCGUGGAGCGCAUCCACGAGCUGGGCUACAACACGUACGCCUCGCGGCUGUACCGGAGCGUGCCCGGCCGGGCGGGCAGCCGGCGCAGAGCCAGCGCAGAGAGACUCUGGUACCUCUCCAUCAACGGCAAGGGGCGACCCCGCCGGGGCUUCAAGACCCGCAGGACACAGAAAUCCUCUCUCUUUCUGCCCAGGGUGCUGGACAACAAAGACCACGAGAUGGUCCGGCUGUUCCACGGCAGCGCCAAAUUCCGGGAGAGUCUCCUGAGGGCGCCCAGCAGGAACCAGCGCAGGAGGAGAGGGCACUGAUGGAGCUCCUGGUGGGGCUGGCGGGGACUGAGAGCCUUCGGAGAACUACCAAAGGACUCACAGCUGUGAUUGUACCAGGGGCAUGAACACUGACAGGUUUUAUACACUCUGUGAUAGAACCAAACCCCACAUCCCUUGCUUGUAGCUGUUGUAGGUUUGUUACCUGUGGGGAAGGAGAUGGGAGGUAAGCUGAGGCACAGUGAAAGGUAAAUCAGCUGGGUGUAAUAAUUUUGCAAUGACAUUCAUGUUUUCUUUUCUUAAAAAAAAAAAAAAAUUCAAUAUUAAUUUCAAAAGUAUUUUCAUUCUAACCUGCCAUAGGCUAUAAUCUCGGUGUUGCCCUCCCAGACCAUAUGGAUAUUUAACACCAAAUUCAUGUCCAGAGAGAAGAUACAGUGCUUUCAUGGCUCUUCUGGCCUUGAGAGGCUACAUUCUUAUUUUUACAUAAUACAGGAGUUAGAAAA